CACACACACACACACACACACUGAGCACAGCCUCCUCCUCAUGUGCACACACCCAGGCCUUGGUAAAGUGUGCACAGUUAGUCUUUUAUGUGCACAGACCAUUACUCUGUCAAAUAAAAAACAAAUCCGAAUUUAGCAGGAAAGACUUUAUUCAAAAAGACUAUUACAAGGAGGGUAGAAUAGGACUAUCCUGUCACACACAUCCAUGCGAAGAGAGUCCACCAACAGACUUUGUAACAGCUCGUGCCCUCCAGCUCUUGCCUCAACACCUGGGUGGCUUGCUUCCCACACCCAGGCCCACCCACGGCUGUCGAUGGACCAGUCAGCACACACUGCAUCCCCUCUGCAGUCCAUAAAAGCCCCAGGCUCAGCCAGAGCAGGGCAGAGAAAAAGAGAGACAUUGGGAUGACAAGCUGCAGAGAGGAGCUACCCUCUCUGCUGAAAGCUGCAGUGAGGAUGGGAUGACCUGCUGGGCAAAGAGCAGCUACCCUCUCCAAGGCCUCCUCUCUGCUGAGACCUGCAGAUAUCAGGAGGACCAGAGACGAACUACCCUGUCUGGGGUCUCCGCUCUGCUGAGAGCUGAACACACAGAAGGAUGACCUGCCUACCGAGAGGAGCUGCCCACUGUGAAUCUUCUCGGAGCUGCUCUAACACUCAAUAAAGCUCCUCUUCAUCUUGUUCACCCUCUACUUGCCUGUGUACCUCAUUUUUCCUGGAUGCAAGACAAGAACUCCGGCGAAGGUGCCAGGAGCCACAGAUGUUUCCGACCAGGAAAGUGACACCCUAAAGGUUCUGUAACAGUAUUAUGGGCCGCGUGAGUAGCCGCGCGCCCGGAAGGCUCCGGGACCGUGGCGGCGGGCGGCGGCGGCAGCGCAGCCCUCCGCGGGCCGUGUCCUCUCCGGCGGUGGCGAGGAGUUCCCCGGGAGGGAGUCGGGAGAUGGCCCCGGCGCCGCAGGGCCGAGGCCGGUUCUGGGAAGUGGGCGGCGGCAGCGGCCUUCGGCUGGAGCGCGCGGCCGCGGAGUCGGAGCGCUGGGACCUGCUGCUCCGCCUGGGGGAGCUGCUGGCGCUGGGCGGCCACCUGAAGGGCGCGCUGGAGACGUUCGCGGCGGCGCUGCGCCGCGGGGCCCACGCCAGGCCCGAGUGCCUGGGCGCCCUGGUGGACUGCCUGGUGUUCAACUACCCGCUCCGCUGCGGGCUGAGCUGGAGCGCGGCCCCGGCUGCGGGCGCGGACGGCGGCGCCUGCGGGCUCCUCAGAUGCCUGGGCUGCCUGGGCUUCCUGAGCGAGCCGGCCGUGCCCUGUGGCCACAGCUACUGCCGCCGCUGCCUGCGGAGGGAACUCUGCUCCCGCUGCCGCCUCUGCCCGGACCGGCUGCCGCCCGCCACCGCCAGUACCACUGAUGCUGAAGGGACCGACCCGCGGCCGCCGCCUGUGGCGGCCGCCAUCGCCGCCUCAGACUUCAGAACCAGCGUCGUCCUCAACCACCUGGCGGAGAAGUGGUUCCCGGGCCAGCGCGAGCAGGCCCGGGCGGCUGGCAGACUCGGGGAGCUGCUGCACCAGGGACGCUACCGGGAGGCCCUGGCCGCCGCCUGCGAGGCGCUGCGAGCAGAGCCCAGUGACUUGAUUGUAAAAAUGUACAGAGCGGAAGCAUAUGCUGGUCUCCAAGAGUUUAAAGCAGCCAUAGAAGAUUUAAAUGCAGUUCUUUUUCCACUUCCAGAUUGGCCUGAGGGCUACUUCAGAAAAGGAAAAGUACUCUAUGUUGCUGGUUUUUUAGGUGACGAUGCCUUACAACUCUUUCUUCAGUGCUUAGCCCUUGAUGAAGAUUUUGCACCUGCAAAGCUGCAAGUGCAAAAGAUUUUAUGUGAUUUAUUAUUACCUGAAAACUUAAAAGAAGGCCUGAAGGAAUCUUCCUGGAGUUCAUUACCAUGUACUAAAAACAGACCUUUUGAUUUUCCUUCAGUGAUGGAAGAGUCUCAGUCUCCCAGUGAACCUAGCCCAAAGCAGAGUGAAGAAAUACCAGAGGUCACUUCAGAGCCCGUCAAAGGAAGCUUAAACCGUGCUCAGUCAGCACAGUCUAUACAUUCAACAGAAACGCCUGCCAGAGAGGACCGUUUAAAAAGAGUGUCCUCAGAACCUGUUCUGUCUGUUCAAGAAAAAGGUGUUCUGCUGAAAAGAAAGUUGUCUCUUUUAAAACAGGAUGUGAUUGUAAAUGAAGAUGGAAGAAAUAAGCUUAAAAAACAAGGAGAAACUCCCAAUGAAGUCUGUAUAUUUUCCUUAGCUUAUGGUGAUAUUCCAGAAGAAUUCAUCGAUGUCUCGGAUUUCGAGUGUUCUGUCUGCAUGAGGUUGUUUUUUGAGCCAGUAACAACCCCUUGCGGACAUUCAUUCUGUAAGAAUUGUCUUGAGCGUUGUUUAGAUCAUGCACCAUAUUGUUCUCUUUGCAAAGAAAGCUUAAAAGCGUAUCUAGCAGAUAGGAGGUACUGUGUCACACAGCUGUUGGAAGAAUUAAUAGUGAAGUAUCUGCCUGAUGAACUGUCUGAGAGAAAAAAAUAUGAUGAAGAAACUGCUGAACUCUCACACUCGACCAAGAAUGUUCCAACAUUUGUUUGUACUAUGGCCUACCCCACUGUGCCUUGCCCUCUCCAUGUAUUUGAGCCAAGAUAUAGACUGAUGAUUCGAAGAAGUAUACAGACUGGAACCAAACAGUUUGGCAUGUGUGUCAGUGAUAUACAAAAUAGUUUUGCAGAUUAUGGUUGUAUGUUACAAAUUAGAAACGUGCAUUUCUUACCUGAUGGAAGGUCUGUGGUUGAUACAGUUGGAGGAAAGCGGUUUAGGGUUUUAAAAAGAGGAAUGAAAGAUGGAUAUUGCACUGCCGACAUUGAAUAUCUGGAAGAUGUUAAGGUUGAGAAUGAAGAUGAGAUUAAGAAUCUCAGAGAGCUUCAUGAUUUGGUUUACUCUCAAGCCUGCAGCUUGUUUUAGAAUUUAAGAGACAGAUUUCGACGCCAAAUUCUUCAGCACUUUGGAUCAAUGCCCAAGGGGGAGGAAAACCUUCAGGCAACCCCUAAUGGACCCGCAUGGUAUUGGUGGCUUCUUGCAGUUCUCCCUGUACGUCCAUGAUACCAGCUGUCAGUUUUGUCAAUGAAGUCUUUGAAAGAACGGUUGACAAAGAUACAGCAUAUACUGACCUAUUUUUCUAGAGACCAAUCUAAGUAACUGCUUGGAUCUCCCUUUAAAAUUACCCUAAUCUGGCCGGGCGCGGUGGCUCAAGCCUGUAAUCCCAGCACUUUGGGAGGCCGAGACGGGCGGAUCACGAGGUCAGGAGAUCGAGACCAUCC
This is a messenger RNA of Piliocolobus tephrosceles (Ugandan red Colobus), 3330 nucleotides long. RefSeq names its product LON peptidase N-terminal domain and RING finger protein 1-like. Gene Ontology annotation, molecular function: ubiquitin protein ligase activity; protein binding. Lineage: Eukaryota; Metazoa; Chordata; Mammalia; Primates; Cercopithecidae. The record is from RefSeq and is a predicted model, not a curated record.